AUGGGUGAGGGAGAUGCCGUGCCCGAGAAACCCGAGUCUGUUUCGAACGGAAACGUUGAAAAAGGUGGGACAGACAAAGUGACUGAAGCACUGGUAGAUAAAAGUGGGGAGCAGCAGGUUGGAGUGAUUGAAACGGAGAAAGAGAAUAAAGGAGAUGACACGAAAGUAGAGUCUCAGGAUAUGGACAUGGACAAAAAAGAAGUCUGCAAGAGCAAGGAAAGGAACGAAAAUGCGGAAGAUGAAAAUACUGCAAAAGAAGAAGUAAAUGAAGAAGGAGAAAAGAAAGUUACUCCAGAAGUAGAAACGAAGGAAACCAAGAGUGAGGAAAUGGAGGAAGAUCCAAAGGAGAAAACUGAGGACACAACUGCAGAGGUAGAAAAGACAGAAAAGGAAAUCGAGGGAGAUGUAGAGUAUAAAGCAGAGAGUGCAACUGCAGAAGGAAACGAGAAAGAAAAGGAAAUAGAGGGAGAUGCAGAGUAUAAAGCAGAGAGUGCAACUGCAGAAGGAAAAGUGAAGGAUAAAGAAAUAGAAGGAGAUGCUGAGGAUAAAACUGAAAAUACAACUGGAGAAAUAGAGAAAAAGGAAAAUAUUACUGAUCAAGUUAUAGAGGAUAGAACUGAGAGUGUAACUGCUGAAGCAGAAAAGAUGGAAAAUAAAGUGGAAGAAGUAACAGAGGGUAAACCUGAGAGUCCAACCGCAGAAGUAGAAAAGGAGGAACAGGGGCUGGAGAAAGACACAGAUGAGAAAACUGAGAAUGUGUCUGAAGAAACAGAAAAGAAGGAUAAAGAGAGUGAGGAAAUGGAGGAAGACACGGAGGGGAAAACUGAGAUAGAAUCUGAAGAAGCAGAAAAGAAGGAAAAAACUAGUGAGAACAUGGAGGAAGACACGGAGGGGAAAAUUGAGAUAGAAUCUGAAGAAGCAGAAAAGAAGGAAAAAACUAGCGAGGAAAUGGAGGAAGACACAGAGGAGAAAACUGAGGAUGCAUCCGAAUUACCUGAAAAGAAGGAAAAAACUAGUGAGGAAAUGGAGGAAGACACAGAGGAGAAAACUGAGAAUGCAUCCGAAUUAGCAGAAAAGAAGGAAAAAACUAUUGAGGAAAUGGAGGAAGACAAGGAGGAGAAAACCGAUAAUGCAUCUGAAGAAGCAGAAAAGAAGGGGAAAAAGAGUGAGGAUAAGGUUCAAGAGGAGAUUGAUGAAGUGAAACAGAAUGAAGAAAAUCCAAAGGAAGCCAUUAAAGAGAAAGGCACAAGAAAACGUCCAAGAACAAAGAGCGGAGGCGGAAAGAAAAUCAUGAAGAAGGACCCUGAAGAUAAGGGGGAAGGGCAGAAAUCACCAAAAGAUAAAAAGACUAAAGAACCUAAAUCUUCAGUAGAUAAAGAGAAGGAAGAGCCAACAACUCCUGCGGCUUCCAGAAUUGAUCGCCCUGUACGUGAAAGGAAAUCUGUUGAAAGGUUGGUUGCCAUUAUUGAGCAGGACUCUUCUAAGGAGUUUCAUGUUGGAAAGGGUCGUGGAACUGCACUGAAAGAUAUCCCAAAUGUGGCAUACAAGCUGUCAAGAAAGAAGAGUGAUGAUACUCUCAAACUGUUGCAUACUAUUCUCUUUGGAAGGAGAGGAAAGGCUGCUGAAAUUAAGAACAACAUAUCAAAAUUCUCUGGAUUUGUUUGGCGUGACAACGAGGAAAAGCACAUGAUGAAAGUCAAAGAGAAACUUGACAAGUGUAUCAAGGAGAAGCUACAGGAGUUCUGUGAUCUCUUUGAUAUACCAAUUUCCAAGGCUAAUUCAAGGAAGGAAGAUAUUAUUGCUAAGUUGGUAGAAUUUUUGGUGGAGCCUCAUGCCACUACUUCUGAAUUACUUGCUGAGAAGGAGCAGAUAACUGGGGGUGGUUCUACAAAAACUGGGGGCCCAAAAAGCACGCCUCCUGACUCUGAAGAUGAAUCAGGAGAAGAGAAGCAGGAAGCCCACGAGGAGGACGAUGGAAAUAGUAUUGGUGAAAGAUCAGAUGAUGAAAUGUCUGAACAAGCUGAAGCUGGGGGAAGUGAAUCUGAAGGCAGAUCUGAUGAGGACAGGGGAAAGAAGCUACUUUCAGAAAAGUCAUCUGGAAAGAAGGAAUCUGAUGGCAAAGCCCAAACCAAGAAAGAAACAAUCUCUAGAAAGGCCAGCCCUCCACCCAAAAGAACACCUGCAAAAUCACCACCAAGCCGAUCAGAAAAGAAGAAAGAUGCAAGUGCAAAAAAGUCUUCUGUUAAGAAGAAAGAUGAAUCGUCGUUUUGUGUUUAUUCAACUGCAGGGAAUAAAAUUCUUAAAGUGAAAGAUAAACUCAAGCAGCAGAAAUCAGAGCCAACCGAUGCUGAACUUACCAGUGCGAUUUGUGAGAUCCUUAAAGAGGUCGAUUUCAAUACGGUUACCAACCAAUUCAAAGCAGAUCUGACGUCGAGAAAACAAGCAAUAAAGCUCAUGAUUCAGAAAGAGCUAACGAAACUAGCCGAGGCUGAUGAGGACGAUGACGAGGAUGCAGAUGAAGGUGGUGAUGAUGCUGAAAAGAACAAAAAGAAGCCUUCGACCCAAGGUGCGAAGGCCUGA
Molecule: messenger RNA, 2580 nt
Organism: Striga hermonthica
Lineage: Eukaryota; Viridiplantae; Streptophyta; Magnoliopsida; Lamiales; Orobanchaceae
Source: the annotation of a GenBank genome assembly